GUUGGUUUUCUGUGACAGGCGGUUGAUUCGCUAGCGUGUUGCCGGCAAUAAACGGUGUCAAGUUAACAAUUUAUUUAUUAAUUAAAUUAUAAUAAGCGCACUUUCUAAAUGUGUAACAAUAUUUCAAUAUAGUACGAAAUUAAAUAAUUAUAUUAACAAUAAUAAAAGUGAUUAAAACUAUGUUCAUUUACAAAUUAAAUUUUUUGUACAACUUUUAUGGAUGGCAGCACUAUCAUUUUACGUCUUGCAGCAUUGCAAAUUCGUGGUAUCAUUUGGUUAUAAAAAUAUCUUUUUUCUAUUGGAAUAAAAUUAAGAAAACUUUUUUCCUUUAUAUUAAAUAUGGCAAAUUCAAUAGUAAAAUCAGAAUUUAAACCUAUAUAUCUCAAAUUAUAACGCAUAAUUAAAAAAAAGUUGAGAGAUGUUAUCUUUAAAGGAAUUUACACCUUUUUAAUACUUACAUUGGCAACCCCAAUUGUUAGCUGUCAAGUUUGUUUUGAUUCGACGGCAUGCUUCAUUCUAUAUCAUGAUUUCCAGUACAUUACAAAAAACAUCAUACCAUGAUUAGAAAUAUAGUGUAUUUGAAUUAAAUAUUUAAAUGAUUGUUAAAAUUAAGCAAAAGAAACGACAAAGUGGUUUACCGCCACCAGCAGCCGCAGAGGAAUUGGAGGAAAAGUCGCAGGAUGAGAAUAUGCAGGACACAAGUAGCGAACAAUCUGCGCAGUCUGAACUAGAACAGGAAAACCCAAAAUCCGCAAACAGCAAUAUUGAGAAAAAUGUUGAUGGAGUUGGUGAUGGCAAUGAUAAUGAUGAUGAAAUGGAUUUGGGCAAUUUCAAUUUGAAACCAAAAAAGAAACGCAAGAAGGGCAUCAUUUACAUAUCGAACAUACCCAAACACAUGAAUGUUACGAGAAUGCGCGAAAUCCUAGGAGAGUAUGCUCAACUUGGACGCGUGUACUUGCAACCAGAGAAAUUACCCGGUGGCAAUGAUAAAAAGAAAAAGCGAAAACGCUUGGCGCGUCACUUCACAGAAGGUUGGGUUGAGUUCGAGUCAAAGCGCGCGGCGAAACAAAUUGUUGAACACUUAAAUAAUAAACAAAUUUCCACACGUAAAAAAUCACAAUUCUACGAUUAUAUGUGGAGUAUGAAAUAUUUGCCGCGCUUCAAAUGGGUGCAUCUCACGGAGCGUAUGAACUAUGAACAAGCUGUACAUAAGCAACGCUUACACACAGAGGUGUCACAGGCGCGUAAGGAGACUACAUUCUUCCAGAAUAAUCUUGAUAAGAGCGAGUACUUGAAAAAACAAAGUAAAAAAGCAAAUAAAGGCAAAAUUGCGGCCGUGACGAAAACGUGAGUUACGAAAGGUCGCAAUUUUGUGAAAAUAGAACAGCUUAGUGUAUUAUUGGGUUUUUUUUUUAAAAGAUGGUAAUUUACAAAAGAAAUGUAUAAUAAAUUAAAAACAAUGCAUCAAAGAUAUAUAGUGUUAUUAUCCCAUUUGCCACUUUUGUGUUACAAACUUUUUAUAGUAUAAGCUCUCGUUAACAAUUAUUUCGAUAAAUAAAGUGUAAUUUAGUCCUUCA
Messenger RNA from Bactrocera oleae (olive fruit fly), 1577 nucleotides. RefSeq lists its product as uncharacterized. Gene Ontology annotation, cellular component: nucleolus. Lineage: Eukaryota; Metazoa; Arthropoda; Insecta; Diptera; Tephritidae. Gene Ontology annotation, biological process: endonucleolytic cleavage to generate mature 5'-end of SSU-rRNA from (SSU-rRNA, 5.8S rRNA, LSU-rRNA); endonucleolytic cleavage in ITS1 to separate SSU-rRNA from 5.8S rRNA and LSU-rRNA from tricistronic rRNA transcript (SSU-rRNA, 5.8S rRNA, LSU-rRNA); small-subunit processome assembly. Gene Ontology annotation, molecular function: RNA binding. The record is from RefSeq and is a predicted model, not a curated record.